Molecule: messenger RNA, 2063 nt
Organism: Cyprinodon variegatus (sheepshead minnow)
Lineage: Eukaryota; Metazoa; Chordata; Actinopteri; Cyprinodontiformes; Cyprinodontidae
Gene: endov
Product: endonuclease V
Exons: 9
Coding region: 99-857 (252 amino acids)
Biological process (GO): DNA repair
Cellular component (GO): nucleolus; cytoplasm
Molecular function (GO): RNA endonuclease activity producing 5'-phosphomonoesters, hydrolytic mechanism; single-stranded RNA binding
Source: RefSeq, a predicted model, not a curated record
CGCCCUGAGUGUUUGCGGAAAUAAACCUCCUGUCUUGUGUUGGUUAGCUCUUUUUCAAUGAAAAUACAUUUUAAAAACUGCCGCAAAGGAUAACCCAGAUGUCCAGUCCUCCAACAGAAGAGUUGAUCAAACAGUGGGAAAGCGAGCAGGAGCAGCUGAGGCAGCAGGUGGUGGAGGAGGACACCGAGGACUGGCAGAAGAGUCCAGGCUUCUCCGGCCUGAAGCGGGUUGGUGGCGCAGACCUCUCCUUCAUUAAAGGGGAUGAAGUCAACGCCUGCGCCCAGCUGGUGGUGCUCAGUUACCCCGACUUGACGGUCUUGUACGAGGACAGUCAAAUGGUGACCCUGACAGCCCCCUAUGUUUCCGGUUUCCUGGCCUUUAGGGAAACUCCUUUCCUCCUGGAGGCGCUGCAGCGAUUGAAGACCACUCAGCCUACACUAAUGCCUCAGGUGGUGUUUGUGGAUGGGAACGGUCUGUUCCAUUACAGAGAGUUCGGCCUGGCGUGUCAUCUGGGCGUGUUAUCUGGUCUUCCCUGUGUGGGCGUGGCCAAGAACCUGCUGCAGGUGCAGGGCGUGUUUAAAGACCAGCAGCACCAAUCACAAAUUGCUGCUCUGCAAAAAGGAGGAGACAGUUUUCCCCUCACCGUUGCCUCCGGCAAAGUACUCGGAAAGGCUCUGCGAAGCUACGAUAAGAGCUCCAAACCGGUUUACGUCUCUGUGGGUCACAAGAUCAGCCUGGAAACAGCUGUCCGCCUCACACACUCCUGCUGCCGCUACCGAGUACCUGAGCCUAUCAGACAGGCUGAUGUUCGCUCCAGAGAAUACCUACGCAUACACUUCCCAGCUACUGAUGCAUGAAUAAGACACUUAGUCACAGGGUUUGCUUCGAGAGGAUGCAUCACCUGAGGGCUGCCUUGGCACAGAGGAACUUGCUCCGUCACCGUGGCAUGUCUUCAUCAGUCAGGACACAGUCUGCGUCACAGAGAGCUGGCCUCACACACGAUACUGAAACCUCUCAUGCACUCCAAGUUCUUUUUUUUUGUAUCUAGGACGACCCUUUAGCUGUCCCUUUGCUUUAAUCUGAUAUUUCAAAGAGCUGAUCAGACAUGUCCUCAUCAUCAUCAUCUCAUGCAUAAACCAACUCAAGAAUGCUGAAUCUUUUUCAUCACCUCAGAGAUUUUAAAAGCAGAAAUGUUGGAACUCAACAUUAGUCAGGCUUAUUAAGUAAAUUCAGCUGUUUUAUAUAACUGCGUUACGUGUAUGGAUUCUGAUUAGAUUUUUACUGUGGUGAUAACAACUGUAGCCCCUGUUUUGUCUUUAAAUAUGCUGUUUUGUGAACAGAUACAACAUGCUACAACAUACUUGUGACCCUUAAAUGCAACUUUUUCUGAAUGAGCCUUGGAGACUGUUUUUUUUUCUUUUUUUUAACCUUUCUUACAUCCAAAUCAUAGGGUUUUCAACAUUUUGUCUCCGCACUGAACACAUUUAACCAAAUUACACCCUAAAUCGCAGGGUGGCCUCCUGUACAUACAUUGUCAGUAGAAACUAUGUUAACUGUAAUAGAGAAGAUACAGUUUUAAACUUGCUAGCUGUAAAUAAGGACUUUUUGGGAUGUUUAAGAAAUAGAGGACAAGAGUAGUAAUAUGCAAAUAAUAAAAAAAGUAUAUUUUUGUCAAAUAUUUAUGACUGGAGAAAGAAGGGCUCUUUGUAUUUUUGUGGCAUUCUUUACAGUAGGAUUUCUUGGUGUAAAAUAAUCUCAAUAUAAAAAUAUUUGAUGUAAAACUGAGCAUUUUCUUCUGUGAGUUUCAUGGUGGUAAGAUGAACCUUAGUCUUCAUCCAGCCUGAUUUGGCAGUUUGCCGAAUGUCAAGCAUUGCACUGAUUACAGAUAACUCCCACUAAUCUUUCUCUGUUAAAUGGCAUGUUGUUUUCUUUUGUUUAGUUUUCCAUUUUGAAGAGUUUCUCAAAUAUAUUAUCUUCUGUGUCACACCACAAAAGUUCAAAACUUUUUUUUUUCCCAAGAAAAAGUUUCUCAAAAAUCUGAACAAUUUACAGAAGUCAACCUA